AUAUCAUACAAACAACUCGAUAAAAUCAAAUCAAGAUCAAUCUCACAUCCUCAUCAACCCGAGUAUUUGACCUUCUGCUUGAUCUUCUAAGUCAUUGAAUCCUUCAGCAAUGGGAGACAGUAAAAACAAGGGAAGAAAAAUAAGUCUAUACUGGAAUCAUUUUACGGAGUUAGAAGUGGAAGACAUGUCUAGACGAAGAGUCAGGUGUGAACACUGUUAUAAAGUGUUAGGCCUUGGGGCUUGCGGCACGGGCAACAUGGGACGCCACUUAAAGAAAAUGCAUCCUGCCGUAAUGAUGAUGAUUGCAGAGGCUGAAGGUUUGGACGUGUCUGAAACACAAAUAAAUUCAGAAACAGAAAUAGAGGCUGCAGACGGAGCGGACAGUGAAACAUCUACCAUUGAAACGGACCGAAAGAAAGAUUCACCAAAUGAUGUAGAACUGAAAGGGAACAAAAGAAGGAGUGUUUACUGGAAUCAUUUCACGGCGAUACUAGACGAUGACGGAGUAGAGCGGAGAGCCAGGUGCAAGCACUGCGAACGAGCGAUUGUCUUCCAAUAUGGCUGCACUGGAAAUUUGGCACGUCACAUAAAGACCCUACACCCCGCCAUAUAUAUGAUGAUUAAAAAGGCUGAAGGUUUCGACAUGUCUGAAACACAAAUAAAUUCAGAAACAGAAAUAGACUAUGAGGCUGUAGACGAAGACGAAAUAUUCAGUGAAACAUCUACUGUGGAAACGGACCAAAAGAGGGAUUCCCCAAAUGAUGUAAAACUGAAAGGGAACAAAAGAAGGAGUGUUUACUGGAACCAUUUCACGGCGAUACAAGACGAUGAUGGAGUACAGAGGAGAGCGAGGUGCAAGCACUGCGAACGAAUUAUAUUCUUUGCAAAUGGCUGCAGUGGAAAUUUGGCACGUCACAUAAAGACCCUACACCCGGUUGUACAGAUGAUGAUUAAACAGGGGGAAGGCCAAGAUAUGUCUGAAACACAGCCAAACACGGAAACGGAAACCGUAGUAGAGUAUGUGACUGAAGACGGACGCAAGUUCAAAGAGUUCUACAUUGUGCAAUCUGACGAAGAAGAACUUGCGAAGCCAAAAGCGAAGCGAAGCAAACGAAAUUCAACCCAGAAACAUUCACAAAAAGACAACACUCACUUAAGGAUAGAAGACGCCAACAUAUUACUAGAUUCUCUCCCCCUACUUACGAAGCAAGAGGAUGAUAGAAUAGAUGUGUUUACUAAAUUAGUAGGGAUGAAAAUGAGAGCUCUUGACACUCGCCAACGGAUUUUAGUUGAGAAAGUUAUAAAUGAUGCGCUACACGAAGCUGAAAUGAACAGUUGGCAGUCUACUGUUGUGCACAAAGUAGAGGAUCUAACCAAUCCACUGGAGGAAUUAGAGUAGUCUACUGAAGACCUACCGUGGGACUAAGUACGGGUUUGAUAGUUUGUUGAAAAAUAUUAAAGUUUUUGUUUUCUCGGCGCCUCUAACGGAAACUAUCAUGAAACUUUUGACACAUAGGUAAUGUAGGCUAAAGAAAAAGUAAUUUUUCGUAAAUUCUAGAGGCUCUGAAGGCCUACUGUAUAGGUUUUUACAAACUUUUUUCUGUGGUUGGCGCUAGUACGCAUUUACCACAUUGUUGUAAUGUAAAUAUAGUUAGGUGUAAAGUAAAUCUGUACAGUUAAUUACCAAAUAAAUAAAAUACUUAAGUAUUUAUAAUAAGUAA
Plutella xylostella (diamondback moth) is the source of this 1721-nucleotide messenger RNA. RefSeq lists its product as uncharacterized. Gene Ontology annotation, molecular function: sequence-specific double-stranded DNA binding. Lineage: Eukaryota; Metazoa; Arthropoda; Insecta; Lepidoptera; Plutellidae. Gene Ontology annotation, biological process: regulation of transcription by RNA polymerase II. Gene Ontology annotation, cellular component: nucleus. The record is from RefSeq and is a predicted model, not a curated record.